AUGGGGAUCGUAGCAUUCAACUGGACAGAGGAAGGCAACAACCAACUGAUGCUGCUGAUGAACCGAGACAACUGGGAAUCCAGAGUCAUAAGAGCGACGGCUUGGGAUGACACUGAGCAAAUCGUGUGUGGCCGCUGUGAAGAGAACUCUGGUACGUGGUUAGGUAUUUCUAAGAGCGGCCGAGUCUCUUUUCUCGUCGGUUCGGCUAUAACGUUCGACCAAAUUGGACAUCAAGGCAGCUCGGAGAUGUACCCUGUCCGUUUCCUAAAUGAAAACUCUAGUCCAAUGCAGUUUGCGGAACACUUGGCACAAGAUGAAGAUUUGGAGCAAUGGCACACCUAUAGCCUUAUUGUUGCAGACCUGAAUAUGCAAUCAAUGGUUCAUAUCAGGAAACCCUUAGCACAUGAGACUAAACUCAUAAUAGAAACCGUUCCCUUUGGUGUUCACACUUUGUCCCGCCGGGGUCUCGAUUCCACGGAAUUUCUCAGGGUUACACGGCUAAGAGACCUAUUCAAUGAUUUGGUACUUGAAUUUGGAGACCAUGACCAACUUCCACCGUUGGACCAGAUCGCUGGCAUGUUUAUGUAUGAUUCUGAAGGAACCAAUGCUUUAUGUCUCGACACUAAUGAAUAUCAUCUAUUGCUUGGAAGGCAAGAACGCUACGGAACAACAAGUACGACAGCAUUGGUGGUGAAACGCACUAGGGAAGUGAUGUUCUUUGAGAGGUUCAGGGACAUUAAUGGGGAAUGGGACUGUAUCGAGCACAACUUCAAUCUCAACAUCCAGUAA
This is a messenger RNA of Capsella rubella, 789 nucleotides long. RefSeq lists its product as uncharacterized. The record is from RefSeq and is a predicted model, not a curated record. The coding region runs from base 1 to 789 and encodes 262 amino acids. Lineage: Eukaryota; Viridiplantae; Streptophyta; Magnoliopsida; Brassicales; Brassicaceae. The transcript is spliced from 5 exons.